Messenger RNA from Mytilus trossulus (common blue mussel), 3100 nucleotides. RefSeq lists its product as uncharacterized. The record is from RefSeq and is a predicted model, not a curated record. The transcript has 12 exons. The coding region runs from base 9 to 1562 and encodes 517 amino acids. Lineage: Eukaryota; Metazoa; Mollusca; Bivalvia; Mytilida; Mytilidae.
UUAUAACCAUGCUUGGUGUUCUUGUUGUUGUCCUGGCCACAUACCACGUUUAUUCAAUGCAGCAUAUAUAUUACAGACAGAUUAACAGAUAUUGUUAUCCUUAUUAUGAUUGUGAGCCAGACCAUGAAAUAUUGCCAUGUACAAUGAACUCUACGCGAGAUUUGUGUAGUCCUUGUGUUGAUACAAUGGUCCAGCCAGAUCUUAUAUCAUCCCCAGUGAACGGCGAUACGAGUGCGACUGCAUGUUUCAAACCAACAACUGAAUGUCUAGCACAAGAUAUGACAUACAAACGGAUUGUGGAUGAUGUUAAAGGUUUUUGUGACAGUCUACACGGCUGCAAGUGCAAAAUAGCAGCAUGCUUCUACGGAGAUCCCUGCUUAUGUAACGAAAAAAUAGAUGGCUGCCCACCUGGAACAACAUUAAACGAAGCCGGAGAAUGCAUUCCCUGUCCAAAUGGUACAUAUAAGAAUGACAACGGUUGUGGUCCUUGCCGACAUUUACAAAGUAAUCUCAUUGCCAAUCCUUCUACACAGAACACUCGUAUAGUUAACACUCACAUAUCUUUACCAUCACCUGCACCCGUUCAUAUUCAUCCAAAUAGACCCGAAGAAAAUGACAGUCUUUUGGUAAUUUUUAUAAUUGCUCUUGGCGUAUUGACUAUACUAUUGUCUAUGGUAACUAUAGCGAUUUGCUUCAAAAGAUCAGGAUUUAUUCUAACAGGAAUCUGUUGGACACAUGUAGGGAGAGAGCAACUUGACAACACAGAUCGUAUACAAAUUGAACCUUUGGUAAAAGUGACAAAUCAAGAUGACAAUGUAAUAAUAAGAAAUGCAGAAGGUAGAAUUUUAACAGAUAAUUCGGCAGGUGACGCUCGUCCUCAAUAUCUACUGUACCCAUUUCAAAGCAGGCAACAUACCGAUGUCAUGUCUAUUCCCUACGAUUCUGGCUUUCAUGCGCAAAAUAUAAUAAUUGCCGCAGGUGAUAACAAAUUGGACGAAUAUAACAAGUCAAGGGAUUCAAACUCAAAUCAUAACAACACAUAUCGUCAAACUUUAGAGCAGCAAUUGACUGACGUUGAUGAAUUACCAAAAUAUACGAAAACUAGUGCCACUAACGAAAGGAAAAUUGAAAAGAAAUUGAAAGACAAAAUGCGGAAACCACUAGCAAUUGAUAUACCAGUAAGGAAUCCUAAUGACAGUUUUAAUGUUUCGGACACGUGUAGUCCAGUCACUACAGAUUCUGAACCUCAUACUCUUUGGACAGGUAGUCAAGUGCAUCAAAGUGAUACCAGUGGCUAUGAAACUCAAUUUAAUGAUGAAACUUUGUCUUCGACUUUUGCAGCAUCCGGGGACUACAUGUCUAUGAAUGUGUCUACACUAAACAACAGUGACAAUAAUGAAACGAUACUCAGUAAUCUGGAAAUCUUUAAUUUUGGAAUCAAAGGUCUAAACAUAAACACAUUUAAUAGCAUGAGUGAUCAAUCAGAAACAGAAAUGAAACAUUGUGGUCCAAAUAGCAUUGACAGUGGAGUGUCUCUAACAUACAAACAUCCAGAUAUUUAAAACAAGAGACAUAUAAGAUAUACAGACGGCACACAUUUAGCCGUCUGUAAUGGUAAUUUGGUAUGAUUACUAUCAAUCUCUUGAAAAUUAAGAUUAAAUUUAAUAACAGUAUAUGGAAAUCAGUUGUGUCCGUCGUCUUGUCGACUUGUUGCUUUAUUUUUAUGAGGCAGACUGACUCCAUAUAGGAACUUCAAAGGAAGAAAGAUAAGAAGUUAUCAAUAUCCUUUAACUUUACUCUCUGCUAUAUAGAUGAUGUUCUAUCACUAAAUAGUACAAAAUUUUGUGACUAUGUUGAACGGGUCUAUCGCACCGAACUUGAGAAAAAGGAUACAACAGAAACAGUUAAGAAGGCCUCAUAUUUUGACUUACAUCUAGGAAACAAUCGAACGGAAAAAAAAUCAUUUCAGCUUCCUAGUUCUGAACUUUACAUUUCUAAUAAGCAAUAUUACAUAUACGGAGUGCACUGGACGUUAAGCAACCAACAAUCAAUCAAUGCAUACGGAGUGAAUAUCUCCUAAUUGAUACGAUAGUCUUGUGCUUGUAUUACCUAUCAUGGUUUUCUUGAUAGAGGAUUGUUGCUCACAAGGAAGCUAUUAAACCAGGAGUUCCAAAAGGUGAAGUUCAAAUCAUCUCUUCGUCAAUUUUACCGACGCCAUCACGAGUUGGUAGACUGUUAAUGAAUAAUCAUUUUACAGAUUAUAUCGGAUAUCUUCCUUGUGUCUUAAUUAUAAUCCUCUUUCCUUUUCAUGAAUGUGACCUAUCGAAUUAGACUAUUUACCAGGUUUGUAAUAACAUGAGCAACACGACGGGUGCAACAUGUGGAGCAAGAUCUUAUUACCCUUCCAGAGCACCUGAAAUCACCCCAAUGUUUGGUGGGGUUCGUGUUGCUUGGUCUUUCGUUUUCUAUGUUAUGCAUGUGUACUAUUAUUUGUCUGUUUUUCUUUCUAAUUUUUAAAAUGGCGUUAUCAGUUUAUCUUCAAUUUAUGAGUAUGACUGUUCUUCUGGUAUCUUUUAUAUGAUAUCGGUCGAACAUACCAAACGCGUGAUUUUAAUAUGUAAUGAAAUAAUCAUUUGCUAUACAAAGGAUGUGGUUACAAGUUAAGGUUAAUAUUUUAUAGGAUAGCAAAAUAAAAUUGUAUUCGAUAUGUAAACUGUGCAAUAUUUGUUAGAAUUAAGAUUUGUAUGUUUGUAUUGUUAUCAACUGAUGUGUUCAUAAACAAUGUGAUUAUAACUUAUUUAUUCAUUCACAAUGUGUUUAUAAUUUUUUGUCACUGGCUAUGACUGUUUUCUGCUAAUUUUUAUUAAAACUUAAAUGAUAACGUGAGGAUGACUUUCUGUGUCAAUAUUAAAUGAAAACUUUAAAUAUGUACAAAUCUUUAUUUUAUACAAACAUUAAGUUAAUGCUUUUAGUCAAACAUGCGCUAUUCUUUAUUUUUAAUUUGUAAACCGCAAUAGGAUUUUAUGCAUGCAUUUGAUAUUUGUGUUUUGAUAAAACGAUACUCUUGUUCUUCAAACUAGCAUAAAUAACAUAUUGUGAA